Messenger RNA from Dermacentor silvarum, 2977 nucleotides. RefSeq names its product GSK3-beta interaction protein. The record is from RefSeq and is a predicted model, not a curated record. The transcript is spliced from 3 exons. Lineage: Eukaryota; Metazoa; Arthropoda; Arachnida; Ixodida; Ixodidae. Gene Ontology annotation, cellular component: cytoplasm. Gene Ontology annotation, biological process: regulation of canonical Wnt signaling pathway. Bases 173 to 682 code for a protein of 169 amino acids. Gene Ontology annotation, molecular function: kinase regulator activity; protein kinase A binding.
CCGUAUACGCAGGCACAGAUUGCAGAACCUCGUAUAAGCAGGGUGCACCAGAGUGCGGGCGGAGGUGACCCGACUCAUCCUGUCUUCCCGCCGGGUGCUUGCAAGCAAGUCGUCCCGAAGUGCACGACGGUCGCACCUUGUGUGUAUAUAAAAGUCGCACUGACUGGGCACGAUGACUACCGCGGCGGCGUCGACGUCUGAGUUGCCGUCUACUUCAUCGAAACUGGAUAAAUCCGAUAAAGCUACGACGACGCCAAAACCCGCCAAGUCGUCGAUGGAAACGGUGUCGCCCAGCAGCAAGGUGUUCCAUUAUGGCAUAGAGGAAGUACCCUUCCAGCAGGAACUAAAGUCCAUCAUUGAAGAGAUUCGUUUUGGUGUGACCGACGUAGGGAUGUCCACACUUCCGUCAGAUGAACUGGCCAGCUACUUCAACUUGCAGACAAAAGAGGACAAGCGGAUUUGCAUCAUGAUGUCACGGCAAGGGUUCCAAGUCGUCGGCAAUGACUACAACCUUCGGGACAUUGAAGAUGGACAGUGUUUCGAGACUGUCGAUGCUCUUCUAGACUCUCUGAGCCCCACUUACCGUCGGCUCUUCAAUGAAGCGUUGACAAAAAGACUGCAGGAUUUGCAGAAGGACGAUCAGAGCAUUGAUGAAAUGUCAACAGGAAGCACUGACAAAUAAGUUGUUGCCACGAGACAUGUUUUUCAGCACUUAUGAGACAUGCUUUUUAGCAUUUACCUGUGCCAACUGAACCACUUUGAUGUUUAACGACAGAACACUACAACUUUGGUGCUGUGUUGCAAGUGGUGCAUUUGUGCCAAUGAGUGUUUUAAGUACAUGUAUUCUAGUCAUAAGUUCAGGCUUCUGAAUCUCACCAACGUAUAUAUUUUUGGACACUGCUUGAUACAUUCCGGGCAGUAGAAAUGUAAAGUACAGCACAAUUUUGCUGGCUUGUGGUGGUAAUAACUGUGUAGGGCUUAUUUUGUAAAUCCCAGAUACUACUGCAUGAUAUCAUUCUGGGUUUGGAUGCCUAUUGGCCUUGUGUGCAGCUACAUAAAGUAUGCAAAAUAAUCUUGGUGGUAAAAAAGCACUCAUUAUUCUGAUGCUAGCAUUUCCUAUUUGAUAUGCUUGCUUGUCCACAUAAAUUGGCAAUCUGCAGAUGUUUGAUGGAACAGUUAUCCUUGAAGCCAUUCAAGCACCAAGAAUAGUCUUCCAAUUUUUUUUUCCUGAAAUAAACAUUGAAUAACACAGAACUCUUCAUGCAGGGAACAUGUACGCACAACAUUUAUUGACACUUAAAAUCUCUCAAUAUAUGUAUAUAUAAUAUUUAUAUAUUUAUAUAUAAUAUUUAUAUGCGAGUUUUGUGAAACAAACCCUGAGGAUCUUAUCCUUUCUCCAAACUUUGUACAGAGAAGUGAUGAACACAUGAACAUGUUAAAUGAAGUGGAAUAUCUUGCCUUGCACUUGUGUGUGUGUUCUAGCCUGCAGAAACUGCAUGCCGCUGUGCUUGUGCAAGAAGAUAACAAACCAGGAACACCGGUCUUGCUCAUCUAUCGUUCUUCUCGAGAAUUGUGUGUUCACGACAAUGAAUUCGAGGAGACAUGUCGAAGGUGUUAACCAGACAACCUCACAUUGCAGAAGCCUAGAAAUGCUGCAAACUACUACACAUGAAAAUAUAAUUGGUGCUCCCAUAAAUGCACUGUACACAGCAAGUUCCAUCUCACCGGAUGCACCAGCUCUGGACAGGUUCUGAAGCAACUGGAAGUGCAACUGGUGGUAAGCGACGAUACGUAGCUACCGAUUCUGUCCAAUAGAAGAGGCACAACAGAAGGAAAGUGCAAACUCUACCGAGACAACUAUAGUUACAAUGAGCAAGGUGUGUGUUGCAGUCUCUGUACUUCACGCGUGUUGAGCCUUGGCGAAUUGGCUGGGACAACAUUGACAAAGAGUGAUUGCAAUGCCUAAAAGGUGGUGGGCACACACAGGGGGUGUGAGGGGAGGGGGGCUCAAUGUAGAAUGUGUGUGUGUGUGCAAAAUGGGUCUAAAAAACUGGUAUUGCUGACGAAGCAUCUGUGUCGUUUUCCAGUACCUCAUUUAGGGUGUGCUACUUGCAAGGUUGUCAGCCUCACAGGCCAACAAGCCUCUGCCUUGAGGGAGAGCCAGCUGCCUUUCAACUGACACAAAAGAAACAGCGGCAUUGUUUGUUUGUUUUCUUUCCUUCAUAAAGCACAGCACCAUGUGACACUUGCCAGGCGGCGACAAGCGCGUGGACACUUAGGUGAAAGAGAUGGGAAACAAAAACUCGUAAUAUACACAAUAUGUACAAGGAAUUAUAAAUAACAAUGGGCGAUGGUGACAGAAAUUAUCUGGAGGGUGGCAAGUAAGUGGCGUGACCAUAAUGAGGGGACAAUCGUGCCUCCCUCCCAUCCCUUCUCUGGCAAAUUACUGAGAACAGAAGAAUAGUACAAACAACAACAAGCACCAGGACUUCCUUAAAAAGCAGAAGAGCAAGUGCUGCAAAUGAGUACUAGUGCAUGGCAUGGCUUCUCUAAAGCAGUCCAAGACCAGCAGGGAUGACUUAAGUGUCCCAGGCUUUCCUUCUUUUUUCCGUGGCUUGGUCCCGCUGCCGUGACUCCAUGGCAGACGGUCACGGUAUAGGCCUGCCGCGCAUACCUAUCGUGGGAGUAGCAGUGCCGCAAGUGCAACCGCUUGUCUGGAAUGCAGUGGUAAGGGAGUGGGCGUGUGUGCUCCUGGUGCGAGGAGGUUUAACGACACUGGUGGCAUGGACGUCUCUUCUUUGUGCCCCACGAUGCAGGGGGGGGGGAGCGGGGGGCAAAGUGUUUUGAUUUUGAGGGCAGAGCACGGGGAAGUGCAUCAGCUUCCGGCUAGUGCUGGACUGGCCAUUUUGACUUGUCAAACUGGUGGUUUUUCCUAGUUGCCUAUGAUCACUCGUGUUCUGAAAAAAAAAAAAGGAAA